AAAGCCACUCCCGGACUAUUAGUCUUCCAAAAUUCAUUCCCAUCUCCAUGAGAGGGCCACCGAAAGUAAAACACUGUCUGCGUGUGAGUGAGUGAGUGAGAGAGAGUGUGCGCGCGCGCGCGCGUGUUCUGAUGGGUAACCAGAGGUUUAGGCUUUCGGACAUGAUUCCAAGCGCCUGGUUUCACAAGCUCAAGGGCAUUGCCAGAACCGGAAGCCGAACCACGAACCUCGCCUCAAUGAAGAAACACUCACUCGUAUCAUCAGCUUCUACGAUUACGACGCCAUCAUCUUCAUCUUCAUCUACCGCUGCACCUGCAGCAAUCCAAACCUCAAUCCUUUCUCACCAAAGAAAGUCCAAUUACUUCGCCCGAGACCUCGCUGUCUCCCCAAAAUCCUCUGACAUCCACUUCCUUGUGGAGCCGCCCAGAAAAUCAUCCAAACAGAGACGCAGCACCGUUGGCAGAACUAGAGCCACCAUCUCUAGGCCCUCUACCAAGAUUGUCACCUCCGCCGCCUCCGCCGCUUAUUGCGGCUGCCACGCCGCCAUGGAGCCCACCUCCACGAAGCCCGCUGAUUCGACAUCCGAGGACUACCAGAAUUCUCCCCUCGAUAGCUCAUCAGAACACGAAGAUAACAAGCCAUCGAAUGCAAAAUUUGGUGGCCUUGACACAGUUUCCGACCUGGCCCUCCCUCCAAUCACAACUAAAGGAAACAAAUUGGAAGAAUCAACAGAGAAAGACAAGAAGAAGAAGAAAAUCUUGGCUAAAUUGGGGGAAGAAAAGGCUCACGAAUCUCUAUCUGCUCGGAGACUCUCCGUGAGCUCGCCGGGAGUGAGACUACGGACUAAUUCUCCGAGAAUAGCGAGCAGGAAGCUUCAGGGACAGUACGGCCUGAAAGGCGGCCAGAGAAGACCGUCGGAGAGUUUUGCGGUGGUGAAGUCCUCGGCGGAUCCGCAGAGGGAUUUCAGGGAGUCAAUGGUGGAGAUGAUACUGGAAAACAACAUCCGGGCAUCCAAAGACUUGGAGGACCUUCUUGCAUCUUAUCUUCAGCUGAAUUCGGAUGAAUAUCAUGAACUCAUUAUCAAGGUGUUCAAGCAAAUCUGGUUUGAUCUUGCAGCUAUCAGGCUGAAGUAAUCUACAUAUCCAAAGAGCAGAUCUUUUUAUCAUGUUAUCACCUUUCAAGCUGAAGUAAUUUAUUAUCACUGCAAUUUUCAAAUGGAAGCUUCUGCUUUACUCUUAUCAGUCGAGUAACUGGGGAUUAUUCUCCUUGUAUAUUUCAGAUAUUAAAUGCAGCCUGUUUAUUUAU
Diospyros lotus (date-plum) is the source of this 1305-nucleotide messenger RNA. RefSeq names its product transcription repressor OFP1-like. The record is from RefSeq and is a predicted model, not a curated record. Bases 132 to 1133 code for a protein of 333 amino acids. Gene Ontology annotation, molecular function: DNA binding. Gene Ontology annotation, biological process: negative regulation of DNA-templated transcription. The transcript has a single exon. Lineage: Eukaryota; Viridiplantae; Streptophyta; Magnoliopsida; Ericales; Ebenaceae.